Eutrema salsugineum is the source of this 1466-nucleotide messenger RNA. Its product is annotated as apoptosis-inducing factor homolog A. The transcript has 5 exons. The coding region runs from base 178 to 1278 and encodes 366 amino acids. NCBI's taxonomy places the organism in Eukaryota, Viridiplantae, Streptophyta, Magnoliopsida, Brassicales, Brassicaceae. Gene Ontology annotation, molecular function: electron-transferring-flavoprotein dehydrogenase activity; flavin adenine dinucleotide binding. Gene Ontology annotation, cellular component: cytoplasm. The record is from RefSeq and is a predicted model, not a curated record.
AUCCGAUGAUGUAAGCGCAGGGGAAGCUUCAAAAUGAUUCUUCAGAUUAAAACCUAACCAAGAACAAGAAGAAGAAGAAGAAGAAGAAGAAGAAGAAGAAGAAGAAGAAGAAGAAGAAGAACAUUAUUCGGUAAAAACCUUGAUUGUUUCAGUUUAUCCGGAACCUCAAUCGCUAAAAUGGAAGGGAUAGCCGCGUCUAGACAAGGAAGGAGGGUGGUGGUGAUCGGCGGCGGAAUCGCCGGCUCCCUCGCCGCGAAAUUGCUUCAGCUCGAUGCUGACGUCACCCUCAUCGAUCCGAAGGAGUACUUUGAGAUUACAUGGGCAAGCUUGAGAUCCAUGGUGGAGCCUUCGUUUGCAGAGAGAACAGUUAUCGACCACACGAGCUACUUGAAAAACGGCCGUGUUGUUACUUCUCCGGCGAUCAAUAUCUCUGAGACUGAUGUAAUGACUGCAGAUGGAUCUGUGAUUGGAUAUGAUUUUCUAGUUAUUGCUACAGGUCACAACGACUUGUUGCCCAAAACCAGACAAGAGAAGCUCUCACUAUACCAAGCAGACUAUGAGAAGAUCAAAUCUUCUGGAUCAGUGCUGAUUGUUGGUGGAGGACCCUCUGGUGUGGAGCUAGCUGCAGAAAUCGCAGUUGAUUUUCCGGAGAAGAAGGUUACUCUAGUGCACAAAGGACCAAGAUUGCUUGAGUUUGUUGGGGAAAAAGCUGCUGACAAAGCAUUCGACUGGUUAAAAUCAAAGAAAGUGGAAGUGAUAUUGAACCAAUCCGUGGAUUUGAAUUCAGCUUCAGACGGAAACAAAACUUACCGGACCUCAGGAGGAGAAAAUAUACACGCAGAUUGCCAUUUCCUCUGCGUCGGGAAGCCUUUGUCUUCUCAAUGGCUCAGUGGAACUACUCUGAAAGACAGCUUGGAUGGUAAAGGAAGGGUUAUGGUCGAUGAGUACUUGCGGAUUAGGGGUCGAACGAAUGUAUUUGCCAUUGGAGACAUCACUAAUAUCCCUGAGAUGAAACAAGGAUAUAUAGCGGAGAGUCAUGCAAGUGUGGCUGUGAAGAACAUAAAGGUAAUGAUGUUGGGUGGGAAACAGAAGAAGAUGUCGACAUACAAGCCCGGAUCAGAGAUUGCCAUUGUAUCUUUGGGAAGAAAGGACUCGGUGGCUCAGUUUCCAUUUGUAACAGUCGUUGGUUGCCUCCCUGGUUUGAUCAAGUCCAGGGAUCUAUUCGUGGGGAAGACGAGGAAGGCAAGAGGGCUAAAUCCUAAACUUGUACAAGGUUGAGACCUUUUGUCUGUUUUCAGGUUUCAUAUUGAGAGAUAUGCUUUUGUGCACAGAUGUAAUCAUGUUUGUGUUGUGUGUUUGUUAUUUGUUUUUGUGUUGAUUUCAUUGUAUCAGUGUGGAGUGAGUGUUGGUUUGCUUAUGUUGUAACAUUGUGUAUAAUAGUGGGGUAAUUUAUUUGAGUUCCAGUU